Diorhabda sublineata is the source of this 3263-nucleotide messenger RNA. Its product is annotated as ATP-binding cassette sub-family G member 1-like. Gene Ontology annotation, cellular component: plasma membrane. The coding region runs from base 192 to 1988 and encodes 598 amino acids. Gene Ontology annotation, molecular function: ATP binding; ATP hydrolysis activity; ABC-type transporter activity. The record is from RefSeq and is a predicted model, not a curated record. NCBI's taxonomy places the organism in Eukaryota, Metazoa, Arthropoda, Insecta, Coleoptera, Chrysomelidae. The transcript is spliced from 12 exons.
UGGAUAUACAUAAACACACGGUUAUUUGCAAUGUUGACAUUCAGAUACAAUCGCAUUCGACCAGUUACCACCACCAAUACCACUCCAAAAUAGUGUAUCGCAAGCUCUUUAAAAUAUUUAUAUCGAAAAACAACAACAAUAAAUAAUAAUUAUAAUAAUAAUCAUAACAAUUAUUUGAGUGAAUUUGUGAAAUGGAAUCCGAGAUAUUUUCGAUAAAUUUGAGGGUGGAUAAACAAGUUACUGACAUCGAAUUUCACGAUGUGACUUAUUCCACAAAAAUCAAAAAUGGCUACAAAAAAAUCAUCGAUGGAGUUUCAGGAAAAUUCUAUUCUGGUCAUCUUUCAGCCAUUAUGGGACCUUCGGGGGCUGGUAAAACAUCUUUACUUAAUAUUUUAACUGGAUAUCAAAUUGCAGGAACCAGCGGCAAUAUAAAAUGCAGCAGUCCAAAUAAGAGAAAAAAAAUACUACAUUACAGAAAAGAAUCCUGUUAUAUCCUUCAAGACGAUAAUUUACCACUUUUAUUUACAGUACAGGAAUCUAUGAUGAUGGCUUGCAAUCUUAAACUAAAUAAUAUUACGGAAAAGGCUAAAGAAUUUUUGAUUAACGACAUUUUAACUAAUUUGGGUUUACUUAAAACGAAAAAUAUUAGAUGCCACAAUUUAUCUGGUGGUCAGAAAAAGCGUUUAUCGAUAGCUUUAGAAUUGGUAGAUAAUCCUCCAAUUAUGUUCCUAGACGAACCUACUACGGGACUCGACAGUUUGUCGACCACUCAGUGCGUUCAAAUGUUGAAGAAAUUAGCCAACGGAGGAAGGAUUAUAGUUUGUACAAUACAUCAACCUAAUGCCCAUACGUACGAGUUAUUUGAUCAAGUAUAUAUGAUGGCAAAUGGGAGAUGCGUUUAUCAAGGAACAAGUAUGAAUACUGUACCAUACCUAGCUUCGGUGGGCCUAUAUUGUCCACAUUAUCACAAUCCUGCAGAUUAUUUUAUGGAAGUUGUUAGUGGAGAUUAUGGUAAUUAUCUUGAUGUACUAGAAAUUCAAGCCAAAGAGGACAAAUGGAAAUAUGUACCUACAAUUAAAAUGAGUGACAAUCUAACUCUAGUUGAUAAUAAUAUUGUCUAUACCGAUAAUGGUGGUAUAAAUGAAGCGCCUCCGGAAUGGAAAAGGUUUUUCACAUUAUUGAGAAAAAAUGCUAUUCAACUAUACAGAGAUUGGACGAUAUCUCAACUUAGGGUACUCCUACAUUUCCUAAUAGGAUUAAUUUUAGGGUUCACUUUUCAAAGCUGUGGUCGUGAUGCUACCAAAAUAUUUAGUAAUUUAGGAUUUUUACAAUUUGGCAUAGUUUAUUUAACUUAUACUUCAAUGAUGCCAGCAGUAUUAAAAUUUCCCUCCGAAUUAGUUAUAUUGAAAAAAGAAAACUUCAAUAAUUGGUAUAAACUUUCUACAUAUUAUGCUGCCUUUUUGGUAUUCGAUAUACCUCAACAGGUGCUGUAUUCUUUAGUUUAUUGUCUCGGAUCUUAUUUCAUCAGUGAUCAACCCCUUGAAAUUAUCAGAUUUACUAUGGUAUUUUCCGUGCUAACGCUAUCUUCACUAUCAGCCUCCGGAGUUGGACUAAUCAUAGGAACGCUCACCGAUCCAAUAAAUGGUAUAUUUUUUGGAUCAAUUAUAUUGGCUGUAAUGAUAUGUUUUGGAGGAUUUGUCAUUAUAUUUACGCACAUGAGCAAAGUGAUGUACUACUUCACUUACAUAUCCUACAUCAGUUUUUCUACAGAAGGUUUGAUGCAAGCUGUUUAUGGUUUUAACAGAGCUCCUUUGAAUUGUCCCGAAGAAGCAGAUUAUUGUCAUUUGACUUCAUCGGAGGAUCUCCUCAAAACCAUGGGCAUGGAAUCGCCUAAUUAUUGGCUAGAUGUUGGAUAUUUAUGUUGUGCAUUCAUCUUCUUUAGAACAAUUGCUUUCGUAACGCUAAGAAGAAAACUAUCAACGUCAUAACAAAAAUGGUUUUCUUAUAAUGUAUCAGAAAGAGAAUAUUUAAUGUGGUUUUUUUAAAUAAAGUACUUCGACUAAGUAAAAUAGUCUGGUACUCUGAAUUAAGAGAAGAAACUUUUAUUAUAAGUUGUAUUAUAAAUAAUUGUUGCUUGAUUAUUCUUUAAAUUACGCGUGGUUUUGAUGGUGAGAUUUUUUUUCCUCCAAAGAACACAAAUUUGAACAUAUAAUAAAGACUGAUACUAAAUAAUUGAGUCGAGUACCUUACGCAGAAAGUUAUUUUAAUAAUAAUAUAAACGUUUCUUUCAUUUCAAUCUGAGACAUUCAAAUGCUGCUAAUGAAAUAUUUUGCAUUUAAAAACGUGAUUCUCAGUAAACAAUAUUUGUAUAUGAAACAGAAGGGCGUCAAAUAUUAUUUAUUCCCCGAACAACUUUUCACACUUUUGUACAACUCAAGUUGUUGAAAUAUCAAAUAAUACACUAUCAUGUUAAAUUACGCUUACUUCAAGUCAUCUAUAAUUGCCACAUUCAUAUCACAACUUCUUUUUUAUUGUUUCUUGUGAACAGCUACGUCUGGCGGAAAUAAACCAAUAACGUUUAAAUCUGGGUGGACAACGUGCAUUAAGUGAAUGUCAUUUUGGAAGUUACUCGAUGCAAACAAACCGUUGGUUAUUAUUAAUAAAACAGAGCGUUAUUGGAGGUUUUCAUUUUAAUAUUUUGAAAAUUGAAUUUGAUCAUUUCUAAUGGUUGGUUCUGAUACUACGCAACUUCUUCGAAUUCGGUACACAAUUUUUGUUCUCUGUAUAUUAUAAAUAUAAUAGAACAGAAUUUAUUGCAGCCAAACCGUUUUUCUAAGUCGUCGGUUAGAUGGCGACAAAAGAGACCGAUAACGUUGAUCGCUGUCACGAAUGUCAACAGGACAUGACAAAUAAAGAAAUGUGGGAAAAAAAUCUGGAAAACUGAUAUUAGAUAUUUGAUUACGAAUCUCGUACAAAAUUAUUUAGACUGAUAGUGACUUUUAUUUAAUGAAACUUUAGAAAAAUAAUCCAAUUUCUAAUCAUUUGUCUGUCUUUGGAGGAUAAUAAUCUGUGUAUUAGAAACCUAAUUUCGGGGAGAACAAUUAUUGAUAUUGAAAUUAUUUAUGGCGAUUGGUGGUUGUAUUAUGUUAUAAAUUAUUAUCUACAAAAACUAUAAAUUGUGAAAAUCGUUUAAUAUUGGUUUCUGCAAAUUCAUAAAUAAUACCAGUUCUUGAAGAACAAUAAAAGAAUUCAAACAAUAAAAA